AUGCCAAACUAUUACAAAACUGAAAUGUGGGAUUUGGUACAGGAAAAAUUUGACAUUGACCCAUUCCUUGAACCUUGGAUAUUGAGUUCCUUAAGUAGCAAGUGGAGGAAUUUUAAGUCUUCUGUGAAAAGGGAUUGGUUUCAAUGUAAAGAGCGUGACGAAAGGGUAUCCGAUGAUGAUUGGGCAUGGCUAUUACGAUAUUGGAGCACAGACAAAGCUUUGAAAGAGGAAGUGGUGGGCAAGGAAAAUAGGGACAGAGUGUUAUCAGCACACGCCUUGGGUUCCAAAAGCUAUGCUUGCAAGAGAGACGAGAUGGCAGAAUCUAGGCCGGACAAGUCUGAGCCGACUAGAGCCGAGGUUUAUGUUACUGCUCAUGUGAGCCCGAAUGGGACUCCAUUGAAUGACAAAGUUGCAAAGGUUAUUGAAAGGAUCAACGAAAAGAAAACUCAAAUAGAGCCUUCUCAUCAUGAUAGUCCUGGACCGCGUGACAUACUAUCACAAGCACUCGGAGAGGACAAAUAUCAUCACUCGAGAACAUUUGGAUUAGGUUCAGGUUGGGGCAUGAAGAAUUCUCGUGUGUCAAUAUUAAAGAAAGCAUUAGAGGCUAAAAGAAAUGCAGAAGAGAAUGUGGAAAAGAUGAAAGGAGAGUCGUAUGAGGUGAAAGCGGGAGAAGGAAAAAUCAUGACCUUGCUGCAUAAACUACAUCCAAAUGUGAGCAUUGGUGAAUUGUUAGACUCAACAACACAAGUUACACCAAAUCAAAUUCUUCAAACUUAUCUGCCUCUUUACAAUGACUUAUCAUCUGAAGUGAAUUCUUUUGUUAUAAAAAACACUUCCCAAAGGGUAUGA
Molecule: messenger RNA, 849 nt
Organism: Linum trigynum
Lineage: Eukaryota; Viridiplantae; Streptophyta; Magnoliopsida; Malpighiales; Linaceae
Source: the annotation of a GenBank genome assembly